UUUUGUUUUCCUGCCUCCUUGCGAAAUUAAAAUGUUUUUAAUUAUAUAAUACUGCGCUGUGCGGCUAUUGUAGUAAUGGAUCGAAUUGAUGCAACCAAGCGAAAGCCCAGACGCACUCAAGGCACACCAUCGUAUAUCUACCGGAAUCGCUUUGCCUACGCUCUGCUAGCAGCUGGAGCUGUCUGCUUCGGAAUUUGGAGCUUAACACCCAUGCAGCGCUUGUCCAACGAGAAGCUGUGUAAGACACUACUAACGCCCUCGGAGCAGGAGAAGGACAGAAAGGCAUUGUUCGAGUUUGGUGCACCGCGUCCCGGCCAAUUCAUUAGAGACGCCAUCGACGAGGCGGAGAACCUAAGAACAGAACGCUAAGAAUGGAUCGACAAACGCGAAGAGCGAAUUUUAAGAACUUGCAGCAAGAAACCAAAAAGCUUCGGUAAUUGUAAUUUUAAACAUGUUUUCGUAGCUUUUGCACAAUAAAAUGUAGUUAUCUAACCAAAA
Drosophila guanche is the source of this 498-nucleotide messenger RNA. RefSeq lists its product as uncharacterized. The record is from RefSeq and is a predicted model, not a curated record. Lineage: Eukaryota; Metazoa; Arthropoda; Insecta; Diptera; Drosophilidae. Bases 76 to 369 code for a protein of 97 amino acids. The transcript is spliced from 2 exons.